Molecule: messenger RNA, 825 nt
Organism: Drosophila sechellia
Lineage: Eukaryota; Metazoa; Arthropoda; Insecta; Diptera; Drosophilidae
Product: serine protease 7
Exons: 3
Coding region: 130-768 (212 amino acids)
Biological process (GO): proteolysis
Molecular function (GO): serine-type endopeptidase activity
Source: RefSeq, a predicted model, not a curated record
AGGUAGAACUGCAGAUAUAGGAUCUAAUCCCUGGAUGGCCUACUUGCACAAAAACUCGUCUUUAGUUUGUGCAGGCACAUUGAUCACAAAAAGUUUGUACCUUCGAAAUUUUGUGCAUUGUAUUUAACAAUGAUUUUCCUAGGGUUUGUACUCACCGCAGCGCACUGCCUGCACAACUUCCAUUUGUUAACGGUUCGCCUUGGGGAAUACGACACAUCUACACGCAUCGAUUGUACAUCUGAGUUCUGUAUUCCAACGUAUGAGGAGUACAGCGUAGUGAACGUCUACAUCCAUAAAUUCUUUGAUGAAGGACAAAACGGUCGGAACGACAUAGGAUUGCUUAAACUAAAUGGAAGCGUCGUUUACAAAUUGUUCAUUCGACCAAUUUGUCUGUUCCGGGUUCCAGACGAAGUACCCUAUAUUUCCACCUACAAGGCCGCUGGAUGGGGUAAGACUGAUCUAUUCAACACCGCCACAGUUCUGCAAACAGUGAAUCUGAUCAGGCUUGACCAAAGCGACUGUGAGCGAUCCCUGCGCACUUCGCUUUCAUACGGUCAAUUCUGCGCUGGACAGUGGCGGGCGGACACCUGUAGCGGUGACUCAGGUGGUCCGCUGUCGAGUAAAAUGUCAAAUGGCCGCAUAACCCGCACCGUUCAGCUAGGUAUUGUCAGCUAUGGUCACAACGUGUGUCGAGGGCCAGGAGUCUACACAGACGUUCCAAGUUUUACGAACUGGAUACUGAGUAUUACCCGCUGGACUCAAAACUGAUUUAACAAAAAAAAUGUAUAGCAUAUUGAAUUAAACAUAAAAGAUCACUUACCUGAA